CUCAGUCGAGCAGGACUGUGUGAUGAUCUGCUUCAACAUGAGGACCCUUCCAGUCAGCUUUCUCCUGCUACUGUCUGUCUGGAGUGUGUGUGUAUGGGCUGACAGCAGGAAGAUUCGACAGAAGCGUGCAUGGAUCAUUGAUUCAUUUAGUAUUGAGGAAGAACACCCUGGUCCAUUUCCAUACAUACUAGGCAAGAUUACAAUUGAUACGUUUUAUUUACUAAAUUUCAAGCUACAAGGUCAAGGUGUGGAUGAAAAGCCAAAGAAUAUUCUCAGCAUUAAAGACACAGGUGAAAUUAUAGUACAUGGAAAGGUGGACUAUGAAAAGGACCCUAAAGUUCUCUUUUUGAAAUUUGAAGCAAAAAAUAAAUCAACUAAUAUAGUGAAUACAAGGCUUGGGCUUGAUAUCAAAAUAUUGGACAUAAAUGACCAUGCACCAAAAUUUAAUAAGGAAAUCUAUGAAGAGACUGUGGACGAGUCACAUGCUCAAGGCAAAGACGUACUGACUGUACAGGCAACUGAUGCUGAUGAUUCAGAAACAAACAAUGGAACAUUCAGUUUCACAAUAAAGUCUGUUAUACCAAAAACAGAUAAUGUUGAAUUUUAUAUACAGCAGCAAAACCAAACUGGGACUAUUUAUUUUAAGGGGUGUUUGGACUAUGAGAAAGCUCAGAAAUAUACAGUCCUUGUUGAAGCAAAGGACAAAGGCGAAAAGAUACAGCUUUCAAGUACAAGUACAGUGAUAAUCAAUAUUUCGGAUAAUAACAACAAUCUGCCAGAGUUCUCUGGCAAAACAGGACCAGGGAGGGUCAAGGAGAGAGAAGCUGGGGUUGAAGUUCUGCGACUGCAAGUAACAGACAGAGAUGUCCGUGGCUCAAAAGCUUGGAAAGCCAAAUACAUAAUUUACGGAGAUAAAAAAGAGAUAUUCAAAAUAGAAACAGACCCUGUUACGAAUGAAGGGAUUUUAACAGUUGUUAAGCCAAUGGACUACGAGGAGCAAACAUAUCAAAAUCUGUCCAUCAGUGUGCAGAACGAAAUUCCUUACUAUUCCUGUAAGAUUCAAAGGAAAGUACCGAAUGCAGCAUGGGAGCUUGACCAAAUAGCCCCAAACUCUGACAAGAGUGUUACACACCUCUAUAAUAGCAUUCCAGUGACUAUUUAUGUUGAAGAUGUCAACGAUCCACCGGUGUUUAUACCUCCUGUUAAACAUAUUGCAGUAACAGAGAACAUCGAUGUAGGAACAAGUCUUACAACCUUCACUGCUAAAGACAUGGAUGGAAGCUAUGCAAACACAUUUACAUUUAUUAAAGGUGAAGAUAUUGAUGGAUGGAUAACUGUUGAUGCAAAGACUGGACAUGUAUCCACGGCUAAAAUUCUGGAUAGAGAGUCGCCAUUUGUAUUAGACGACACCUAUACAGUAAAACUGUAUGCUGUGGAUGAAGGUGUUCCUCCGAUGACAGGCACUGGAACUCUAGUGAUUCACCUGAUUGAUCAAAAUGAUAACGUACCAAUACUGGAGGUGAACACAGUCAGCAUUUGCCAAGAUAAAGAGCCCACAAUGGUCAACAUCACAGCCGUAGACCUAGACUUUCCUCCAUACGGAUCACCUUUCUACUAUGAGCUUUUAGGAGAUGUAAAGGACAAAUGGAGGCUUGAACCAGAUCAUGGCACAACGGUGGGUCUUGUAAAAGAAGACAAAGUGUCUUCAGGUCAUCACGUGCUCCAGAUCAAAAUAUCAGACCAGCAGGGAUUAUACUCCAUCCAGAACCUGACGGUCAAGGUGUGUGAUUGCUCUUUAACUCCCAAGUGCCAUGGCAAGAUGGUCUCAAAUGCUCGGAUGGGGUCUGUUGCAAUCUGGCUGCUUGUUCUUUCAGUUCUCACAGCAAUGUGCUUCAUGAGUCUACUGAUCACCUGCAAGACAGGGAAAAAAAUGAGUCCAAUGUUUGAGGAGAGCUACAGUAAUCUCAUGAAAUCAAAUACAGAAAGUCCAGGGACUGACUGCUCGGUGACUUAUAAAGGACAGCAGGCAGUUUCACAGGAUCCACCGCCAGUCUACAGCGACCAGCAAUUCAGCGACCAGCAAUUCAGCCAAUCGAUAUAUAAGAUAUCGAGCAUCAGAAAAUCAAGUUUUAGAACCAUGCGUUCAUACAAAACCAAUGCAUCUUACUCGGGUAAAAACCUCGCCGUUCUCAUCAACCAGAAACUACUUGCUCUCCAAACCCGUGAUGAUCAACAUGUUAUUUACAAACCGCACUGUUACGCAGAUGAAGGACAACCUAUGGACAAUGGUGAACUGGAUGCAAUAUCCAUUCCAGAGGAUGACUUUCAACCAGAGAUGCUCAGAAAUCUGGACAGCAAGUUCAGUAAACUAGCAACCAUUUCCAGACCCGACCUGAUGAGGAGGUGAAAAUUAUCUCCGGACUUGUAGCCAGUGUAUACAUAAAUAUAUAGCACAAAAUGCAACUAAGGGUUUAAAAAGGUUUUACAGUUCUGUGAAUGUCAAUAAAUAUGCAUUUCCUUUUUCUGAAUGCAAAUAAACUAGUGUUUACAAAUCAACAAACGAAUAAUGUUAACAUUUUAGAUGAGCUCAGGUUUUUGGGCUUUUGUUGUAUGUAUUUUCAUUCUGUAUUUUUUGUUCUGUGUUCAUGUGGAAUCAUUAGAAGGUAUUUAAUGCAAAAGAAAUGUGGUGUAGUUAUUUGAUAAAACCUUCUUUAAGAGUAGUACUUGGGUGGAUGGUUUUAGGUUUUUGAGUUUUUAGGAACUGAUAGGCGUUUUUGUUUCGAUUGUUUCGCUGGGCGUGACAUUUCGUCACCUUGGAAUCACAAGGUUCUAUCUGACAUUUUUUCUAUCUGACAUUCACACAUUUUUAUUGUAUGACAACAUGCGUUUGUAAGAAACAAUCAAUCAGCAUCAGCUUUCUUUGUCAUUUCACUGGAAUGCUCCCUAACAGAAGGAAAUAUUAUAUGUGAAAUAUUUUAACUGUAAUAUAUUUGUAUUUAUAUAUAGUCAGUUAAAUAUUUGUCAGUGUUUAUAAUCCCUUAAACUCAUUCAUUGGGACUUGUGGCCCAGGACUAGUGGCCCAGGACGUCACUGACUACCUUUAUUGAAAUCUAACGCUAAUAUGAGCCAGAUGCUGAAUGGGCCGGGAUGACAGUGACUGUAAAAUCAUCUGCUCAAAUUGAACCCUUCCAAAAAAUGAGUGUAUGCUUUAUUUUAUUAUUUUGUAACUGUUAUUAAUAUAUCAGGAGAGUUUUACGCUACUGCAGUAGUAAGAGAUCCAUCUGUGUUAGACUGGUGAAACAUUCAUGCAUAUAGGCUAAAGGCUGAUUAAUACUUCUGCGUCAGUAAUAUGCCAUAUUUACGCUGUAGGCUAUGCGUCAGUUUUCAUUUAUACUUCUGCAUCAUUGUCCAUGUCGAAGUGCAGUACACACUCAAACUGCUAGUCUUCGGUGUCCACUGCAUAUAGCUGGUUUAACCCGCAGUACCACGACAAAAGCCGAAGAAGAAGCGGCUUGUCGGAGAAGCAAUGUAUUCUUUCAAUCAUUAUUCAAAACUACAAAGGGAGACAACAAUGAAGCAGGAGAAGAUGGCAUUCUUUCCAUCUCCGCAUGGACUUAUACCACUGUAGAUCAACAUUGUUUGUCACAGACAACUACUGAUGUAUAAUGCUAUGUAGUAUAAUAAAUGAUAAGAAACUUGUUCUUUGCUUUGUUUUACUAUUUAAGAAGGUUUAACAUUU
This is a messenger RNA of Carassius auratus (goldfish), 3739 nucleotides long. RefSeq names its product cadherin-like protein 26. Gene Ontology annotation, biological process: homophilic cell-cell adhesion; cell-cell adhesion mediated by cadherin; calcium-dependent cell-cell adhesion. The coding region runs from base 23 to 2407 and encodes 794 amino acids. The transcript is spliced from 15 exons. Gene Ontology annotation, cellular component: plasma membrane; catenin complex; adherens junction. Gene Ontology annotation, molecular function: beta-catenin binding; calcium ion binding; cadherin binding. NCBI's taxonomy places the organism in Eukaryota, Metazoa, Chordata, Actinopteri, Cypriniformes, Cyprinidae. The record is from RefSeq and is a predicted model, not a curated record.